This is a messenger RNA of Trichechus manatus latirostris (Florida manatee), 2219 nucleotides long. RefSeq names its product cholinergic receptor nicotinic alpha 6 subunit (gene CHRNA6). NCBI's taxonomy places the organism in Eukaryota, Metazoa, Chordata, Mammalia, Sirenia, Trichechidae. The record is from RefSeq and is a predicted model, not a curated record. Gene Ontology annotation, molecular function: acetylcholine-gated monoatomic cation-selective channel activity; transmembrane signaling receptor activity. The coding region runs from base 357 to 1841 and encodes 494 amino acids. The transcript is spliced from 6 exons. Gene Ontology annotation, biological process: signal transduction; regulation of membrane potential; nervous system process. Gene Ontology annotation, cellular component: neuron projection; plasma membrane; postsynaptic membrane.
AGAAAUAUCUAUGAAGCCGUGGAAAUGGUUUCCAUCCUCCCUCAGUCCUGCCUGCCUUUCAUCCCCUUGCUGCUUUGCUUCACCAUUCUUGCAUGAAAAGAGAUCUAAGGUGACAGGAAAUGUGAUGACUCAUCUGACAUCAGAUUGAGUCCCUUUUCAUUUGCCCUUUAUGCCAGCCUCAGUCUCUGCUUCUGAACAACCGUGUAUGUUUUGUGAAUGUUUUUAUUUCGCAGAAGACACAAAUGGAUCGCCGUGAGACUCUGAUGAUUUAAAGGUCUGAUGCAUGUAGCUGUCUGAUAGCUCUUUGUUUUCCACAUUCUUUUGCCUAGAAAAAGAAAUCAAAGUGUGUUUUAAUCAUGCUGACCAGCAAGCAUGAGGGAUUCCUUCACUUUGAUGUAUGUCUCUGGGUGUGUAUAUUUGUAUCUUUCUUUAAAGGCUGUGCAGGCUGUGUGUCUGAGGAGAGACUCUUUCACAGACUAUUCUCUCAUUAUAACCAGUUCAUCAGGCCUGUGGAAAACGUUUCUGAUCCUGUCACAGUGCAUUUUGAGGUAGCCAUCACACAGCUGGCAAACGUGGAUGAAGUGAACCAGAUCAUGGAAACCAAUCUGUGGCUGCGUCAUAUCUGGAAUGAUUAUAAAUUGCGAUGGGAUCCAAUGGAAUAUGACGGCAUUGAGACUCUUCGUGUUCCUGCUGAUAAGAUAUGGAAGCCUGAUAUUGUUCUCUAUAACAAUGCUGUUGGCGACUUCCAAGGGGACGGCAAGACAAAAGCUCUUCUUAAAUACGAUGGCAUGAUAACCUGGACUCCACCGGCUAUUUUUAAGAGUUCCUGUCUUAUGGAUAUCACCUUCUUCCCUUUUGAUCAUCAAAAUUGUUCCCUGAAAUUUGGUUCCUGGACAUACGACAAAGCUAAAAUCGAUCUUCUAAUUAUUGGUUCUAAAGUAGAUAUGAAUGAUUUUUGGGAAAAUAGUGAAUGGGAAAUUGUUGAUGCUUCUGGCUAUAAGCAUGACAUAAAGUAUAACUGCUGUGAAGAGAUAUACACAGAUAUAACCUAUUCUUUUUACAUUAGAAGACUGCCAAUGUUUUAUACCAUUAAUCUGAUUAUCCCUUGUCUCUUUAUUUCAUUUCUAACUGUGUUGGUCUUUUAUCUUCCUUCUGACUGUGGUGAAAAAGUGACGCUUUGCAUUUCAGUUCUGCUUUCUCUGACUGUGUUUUUGCUGGUCAUCACAGAAACCAUCCCAUCCACGUCCCUUGUGAUUCCAUUGGUGGGUGAGUACCUACUGUUCACCAUGAUCUUUGUCACCCUUUCCAUUGUGGUGACUGUCUUUGUGCUGAACAUACACUAUCGUACUCCAACCACACACACCAUGCCCAAGUGGGUAAAGACGGUUUUCCUUCAGCUAUUACCCCACAUCCUGAUGAUGAGGAGGCCUCUGGACAAGAUGAAGGAGACAUGUUCUGACAAAAACCCCAAAGGUAUUUCCAGCAAGCCAGCCAAAGUCAAGUCUGCUAACCGCAGAAAGCCCAAUCUUAAAGAAUGCUGCCUCUGUAAUAAAUCAAGGGAGCUUACCACGACCAGCAAGAGAAGAUUAAGUCAUCAGCCUUUACAGUGGAUGACUGAAAAUUUGGAGCACUCCCCUGAAGUUGAAGAUGUGAUUAACAGUGUUCAUUUCAUUGCAGAAAACAUGAAGAACCAAAAUGAAACAAAGGAGGUAGAAGAUGACUGGAAAUAUGUGGCCAUGGUGGUGGACAGAGUAUUUCUUUGGAUAUUUAUCACUGUUUGUGUGUUUGGUACUGCAGGGCUAUUUCUACAGCCACUACUUGGGAACACAGGAAACUCUUAAGAUGUAUGAAACUUGAAAACACUUUAAUUGUUUUGUGUUCCCUACCAUAAGGAAAAAGACAUAAACUUCCUACCCAGUCCCCCAUCUACCGAAGCCGAUGACUAGAUGGAUAAAGAGGACUAUCUUGCAGAAGAGGCACCUGAAUGCCUUCCUUUGUAGAUGUUUUAUAAUGCAGGAGUCCAGAGCUGGCAUCACUCACAGGCUAAGAGUAUCAGGUCAGGCGUCUCCUGUCUGUACAUGGGAGGCUUCCAAGGACGUGACUGACCGGCGGUACAACCAAACCAUGUAAUUAACAUCAAGCCAUACUAAGAAGAGUUUUGUUGUACCUCCAGUUUAUGCAGUUUAUCAGUGUAAUGACACGUGCCAGCUGUGAAACUC